Molecule: messenger RNA, 636 nt
Organism: Aspergillus aculeatinus CBS 121060
Lineage: Eukaryota; Fungi; Ascomycota; Eurotiomycetes; Eurotiales; Aspergillaceae
Exons: 4
Coding region: 1-636 (211 amino acids)
Source: RefSeq, a predicted model, not a curated record
AUGAGACUGUGGGCCUCCGGAGUCCUCGCCUUCUCAGGUAUCUGGAGUUCUCCAAUGCGGUAUGGUCCUCAGAGAGACCUGUGCUUCUUCCUGUACCCCGCAAAGGCUGUCUGCUCGAGCACCGACAGGAUAGAUAAGCGCAAGAGACUCGGUUCUUACCUCCAUAGCAGUCAUUGGAUAGCGCUUGUCUCCGUACAGACAAUAGGAACGUUUCCCACCUGGACACUAUCAGUUCACGGAUGCACCGCUGUCUGGGUCAAGGCGUCGCUCUCAACACUUCCCGAAUGGACCAUGGCCAUUGGCCCGAGCAAACUAUUGAUGGCUGCGAUGCAAGGGGAGUCGAUACCUUUCCGCCCCGUAGAUAUCUGCCCCCAAGAGGACCCAGAGGACCCAGAGGACCCAGAGGACCCAGCCCAGGACCCGAAUGAUCCCAAAAAGUCACUAGCUCGAGCUGUCGAACUUUGCCGGAAUCUUCUUGGUGCUUCCCCGCGUGUCCUCAUGGAGAAGAGGACAAUGAAGAAAGAGCAGGAGAUCCCGAAUGGGACCAAAAUGGAGCCAGAAGGUCAGAUAGGCUUCAUUGUUCCUGGCCCGAAGGACGUCGGGGAUAGUCUGGAUGCACGAACACAACGACCAUGA